Messenger RNA from Chionomys nivalis (European snow vole), 1076 nucleotides. It is a transcript of the gene Tmem37, whose product is annotated as transmembrane protein 37. Gene Ontology annotation, cellular component: membrane. The record is from RefSeq and is a predicted model, not a curated record. The transcript has 2 exons. NCBI's taxonomy places the organism in Eukaryota, Metazoa, Chordata, Mammalia, Rodentia, Cricetidae. Bases 51 to 644 code for a protein of 197 amino acids. Gene Ontology annotation, molecular function: calcium channel activity; voltage-gated monoatomic ion channel activity.
CGGAGCGCGACAGCUAGGCCAGGCAGCAGCGCGGCUGCCCAGGGUGCAGCAUGACGGCCAUCGGCGCACAGACCCAGAGGCUGAUGGGCCCUAAGAGGCCCCACCGGUCCUUCUUUGAGUCCUUCAUCCGGACACUAAUCAUCGUGUGCUCGGCCCUGGCUGUGGUCCUCUCCUCGGUGUCUAUCUGCGACGGCCACUGGCUCCUGGUGGAGGACCGUCUCUUUGGGCUGUGGUACUUCUGCACCAUCAGCAACCACAGCGGUCCACACUGCCUGAGAGACCUGGACCAGGCUCACGUGCCCGGGGUGGCAGUGGGCAUGGGCCUAGCACGCACUGUGGCUGCCAUGGCUGUGGUGGCUGCCAUCUUUGGCUUGGAGCUGCUCAUAGUGUCCCAGGUGUGUGAGGAUGUCCGCUCACGGCGCAAGUGGGCCAUCGGUUCUUACCUCCUGUUGGUCGCCUUCGCCCUCUCCUCUGGGGGCCUCCUCACCUUCAUCAUCCUCCUCAAGAGUCAGAUCACCUUCAUGGGCUUCACCCUGAUGUUUUGGUGUGGAUUCACUGCCUCCUUCCUCUUCUUCCUCAAUGCCACCAGCGGCCUUCACAUUAACAGCCUCACGCAGCCCUGGGACCAGCUAAGAAAAGUCUAAGACCCCGCCAGGGGGCCCUAGCUUCUAUAAGAAAGCACGGUCAUGACGGGACUUCUCUGACAUAGGACCUCUGGCUGGAAUUGAGACAAUAAGCUCUACAAAUGGCCCCGGACUCGGGGGGCGUCUCUUCAACUGACCCCCAGGCCAGAGGCCAGAAAAGUGCCUCAGUACCACAGGACACAAGCUGUAGAGGUUAGCCAAGCUUUUAAGAUGUCAAUUGUAAAAUAAGAAGGAUGUUCUAAAACUUCUUCCUUGGGUGUUUUCUUCCCUGGACCGGAGGAGACUUUGAAAGACACCAGCAGUUGGUUCCAGGCUGUCUGCCCAGCUAAGCAAGGUUCACACCUGUUUCGUGGAUAGCACUGGCAUGUGGGCUGGAGGGGCCCUGGGACAGUUUUUUUCUUCUGUAUAUGCCUGUGCUGUGUGUGUGUCUGU